ACAACAUUCCUCCUCUAAAGUCCCGUAUGAGGACCAGCGGAGACACUAGAGCCACCCCGGUCACUGCAGUUUCUCUUUAACGUAAGACGCACUUUCCCCCGGCCGUUCUUCGUGUUAGGGAGUCCAGCGAGUCACGGAGACAUCCUGUUUUUCUAGCUCACACAUCGCCAUUACACCCGGAGCUCGAACCGACAGACGGUAAAAAUGGAUGCAGGAAAUUCUGAACAAAAGGCGAUCACUCUCAUCAUAAAGACGCCCAACCAGGCUCAGGAGGACCGGACCAUCGAGGGAGUGAGCCUGCAGUGGACCAUAAAGGAGCUGAAAGCGCACCUGUCCGCUGUCUACCCGACCAAACCGGCUGUGAGUGACCAGAGGCUGAUCUACGCUGGCAAACUGCUGCCUGAUAACCUGCACAUUAAUGGACUCUUCAUACAGACAGACUCAAUUCCCACACUGCACCUGGUGUGUGCUGUUAGGAAUCCUGCCCAGGGACCUCUGGGAGCCAGACCCAAGGCCAAAGAGCCACAUUCCUCCAGUCCACAGCCCACGCCAGCCCAGACUCCCAGCCCACCAGAGCUGCGGCAGAGGAGGCCGGCCUCCGCAGCUCCAGCCCACACACAGACUCCAGUGUCUCCUCCACAGACUCCUGUGUGGUCUCCUGCUGCCAUGACUGGAGCUCCUCAGAUGACCCAGCCAACCUUUCCCACCUACUCCCUGUACAGCCCCCAGCAGCUGCUGUGGCUCCAGCAUGUCUACGCUCGACAGUAUUAUAUGCAAUACCAUGCAGCUUUAGCAGCAGCAGGCAGCAUUCCCACAACAGCUCCAACCAUUGGCCAGUACCCUCCUGUUCCCGCCCACCAAGUACCCGUCCCUGCCCCGCUAGCUGAUCAGAACCCCAUCAACAACCUGCCAGCCAAUCAGAAUCCAGUGCAGGAUGGUGCUUUCAUCAACCCAGGGGAGGCCAACCAGAACAUGCGGAUGAACGCGCAGGGCGGAGCCGUUGUGGAGGACGAGGAGGGCAUGGAGCGCGAUUGGCUGGACUGGUUGUACUCUGCUGCAAGAUUCGGGGUCCUGAUGAUGAUCGUGUACUUCAACUCCAACCUGAGCCGCUUCCUGCUGGUGAUGGGCACCCUGCUCCUCAUGUACCUACACACCGUCGGCUGGUUUCCCUUCAGAAGGAGAGUGCAGGUCCCAGAACCCAACCAGCUGCAGCCCCCCGAGAACCAGCAGAACCAGAACAGGAACCCAAACCUGAAUCCAGCAGGUGAGCACGCCGACAGACAGCAGGACGAACCAGCAGCUGAAGGAUCAGAGGGAACGAUGACAGCGGUGUUAGUGCCUCCUCACCGAGUGUCCGUCAUGUGGACAGCCUGGGUUUUCUUCAAAACCUUCUUCUCCUCCCUCGUACCCGAGGCCGCUCAGGCUGUGGCCUAACUGAACAUCUGGGACGGAGGACUGAUUGCAGACAGUUCCCGCUCUUCUGUCAUCUCUGGAGAUGUUUCCUGAAGCGUGGGUGGAAGGCGUUUACCGAAUAAUAAAUGGACGCAGACAGAGCGCUGCACCUCAGUGCUCCGAGUUUCUGUGUGACUUUGAUCUUUCAAGUGAGCGGGAAGCAAACCACACCAGCAAGAUUCCCAAGAACUGCCAUAAAAUGUGGACAGAAUCAAAAGAUGCAAGACCUGAAAAUAUAUUAAUAAAUCCUCCAACAGGAUCCCAGCUGACCUGACCACAUGCAUCCACUGCCUGUCACCACCCCCCCACCCUGAUCGUUCCCUCCUUUUGUCCAUUAAAGUGGCAGCAGGUGCCGAUAAUCCUCCUGAAAGCUGAAACUGUUGUGCCUAAAACGCUCUUCAUGUAACGACGUUUACAUCCACAUGCCUUCUGAUUUAAAAUCAUGUGUCACGCUGUGGUCACUGCGUGGCCCGACUCCGUGAAUCAGUAUUCGGAUCAUCGGAGGACGCGUGGGUGCACGGGUGUCUGUAACACUCAGACGGACUGAAACGCUCGCCUCUUCCGAAAGCGGCUAAACUUAUCUUCGCAUUGAAUUUUUUAAAUCAGGGUGCUCAGAAUGAUCAGACAAAGAGAUAUAUAUAUAUAUAUAUAUAAGGAUUUCUGUUAUUCAUAUAUUUUGGGACCUUUAUUUGCUUCCUUACACUUGUUAUAGUUAAUCAGAAACAAGCUGGAGGUUUGUCCAAACAUCCACAUUAACAGAAGUGAAAACGACACUUUACUCCUCGUUAUUUUUGGGGGGGCUUUUCCCUUUCGGUGAGUGGCAAUUGUGACCAAAUACAAUUUGAAAUCAAUCUGUAAAACAGUGAUGGCGGUGUAGUUUAAAAAUAAGUUUUGUAAUUCUAUUGUAUGUACACGAAGCACUUUAUAACAUGUAUCUUAUGCAAAGAGAGGUUGUGAUUUCUAUUAAUGCCGAGUGGGCUCAUAAUUGCUUUUAUUGUCAGAGACUGGACAAAGUUUCGUUUUAAAGUGUGACUUGAUGUGAAACUGAAAUGUGGUACGUUCCUGCUGUACCUGCCCUACUCAAGCCUCCCCUUCUGUUCUCAGUUUAUCAGCUGUGCUUGUUUUGGGUUUUUUCUUUGGUCCUCAGCAGAGAAUAAACAGAUGUUAAUAUCAUAACAAUGCCUCUGAAAAGAAGCAGCUUUUAGCAGAGGUUAAAGCCCUUCCUGUAAUCCAGUCUAGUUUGCUUAGCGCUUAAGCCCCGGGUGUUAGCACUCCGGUUCCCUGUGAGGGGACGACGGUCGCUCGUGGGUCACAGUGUGUGAUUGGAAAUUUAUUUUUUAAUCAUCUUUCCAUUACAAAUGGAUGAAUGCUGUACAGUGAAGUGUGUUUUCCAAUAAUGGAUGCAAUAAAUAUUCUUAACUUUAA
Messenger RNA from Pelmatolapia mariae (spotted tilapia), 2877 nucleotides. RefSeq names its product homocysteine-responsive endoplasmic reticulum-resident ubiquitin-like domain member 1 protein. Gene Ontology annotation, biological process: endoplasmic reticulum calcium ion homeostasis; negative regulation of endoplasmic reticulum stress-induced intrinsic apoptotic signaling pathway; ubiquitin-dependent protein catabolic process. Bases 205 to 1434 code for a protein of 409 amino acids. Gene Ontology annotation, cellular component: endoplasmic reticulum membrane. The transcript is spliced from 8 exons. Gene Ontology annotation, molecular function: transmembrane transporter binding. NCBI's taxonomy places the organism in Eukaryota, Metazoa, Chordata, Actinopteri, Cichliformes, Cichlidae. The record is from RefSeq and is a predicted model, not a curated record.